Messenger RNA from Paramuricea clavata, 4684 nucleotides. Lineage: Eukaryota; Metazoa; Cnidaria; Anthozoa; Malacalcyonacea; Plexauridae. The record is from the annotation of a GenBank genome assembly.
AUGGCAAAAGUUAUGGAAGGCAUUACUUGCACUAGACUAUUGAAGGACUUGAAAGGAAAAAUCGACCCUCGCCAAUAUGCCCGCAAAGGGCACUCAACAACAGAUGCCCUUCUCUACAUGAUGCAAACAAUUCAUGAGGCAUUGGACGGGGGCGAAGCUGGUGCUCGUAUCUUCUUCGCAGACUUCUCAAAAGGUUUUGACCUAAUUGACCACUCUAUUUUAAUACAAGAACUGUAUAAGCUCCAGGUUCACCCUGCCUUGCUGUCCUGGAUCUCAGCCUGUUUAUUCAAUCGUAGGCAGGCGGUUAGAAUUGGUAGUGUCCUUUCUCAAUGGCAAACUCUGAAGGGAGGAAUACCCCAAGGGACUAAACUCGGAGUGGUACUUUUUAUGGUCAUGACAAAUAGCUUACUGGCUAAUUGGCAUCUCCGUACAAAAUUCGUGGAUCGGAUACUUCAGCCUUCGAGAUUAUUCCUAGGAACUCUAUCAGCCUCCUUAAUUUUGCAGUCUCUGAUAUACAUGAAUUUGCUAAUGAACAUAACAUGAAGCUCAAUCCUAAGAAGUGUAAGGAAAUGCUUAUAAACUUCCUACAUAACCCCAAUUUCUUACUCCGACCAAUCCAAAUUGGUAACAAUAUUAUUGAGCGUGUGACAACGUAUAAAUCUUUGGGUGUCAUUUUCAGUAGCGACCUAAAAUGGAAUCCCCAUAUCGAAUACAUUGUUAAGAAGGUUAACAAAAAACUAUACCCUUUAAGAGUCCUGCGAAGAGUUGGGGUUGAUCAAAAGAAUUUACUGAAAGUGUACCUGUGCACAGUAAGACCGUUACAUGAGUACGCCGUCCCUAUUUGGCAAAACAUUCCGGAUUAUCUAUCGAAGGAAAUUGAGUCGGUCCAAAAACGAGCACUAAAGAUAAUUUUCUCGGAGAGCGAGUCAUAUGCGGAGGCCCUGAAUUUUGCAAAACUACCAACUUUAACCACAAGAAGAGUGCAAAUAUGUCAGAAAUACAUGGUCAGAAUGAGGCGAGAAAACCAUCCCUUAUUGCCAAUCCCUGUUGUUCCUGACCAUGACAUUCAUUUGAGACAGAACACUGAUCGAUUUUAUCUAUUUAAUAAUGUUACUGAUUGCAGAACAAUUAAAGCUCAAUCCUUUUUUACAUUUAAAUACUCUUAAUAUGUUGUUCCUGACCAUGACAUUAAUUUGAGACAGAACACUGAUCGAUUUUAUCUAUUUAAUAAUGUUACUGAUUGCAGAACAAUUAAAGCUCAAUCCUUUUUUACAUUUAAAUACUCUUAAUAUGUUAAGAUUUUUUUUUUAAUAUAUAUGAAAAUUGUAAAUAAUUAUGCGGGCACUAUUUACUAUUUUGGCAAAUGCCUAAUGAUUUUAACUCUUGUAAAGAGCCUAGAUUCUAAAGCAUAUCCAUGUACUAUUUUAUAGUAUAUUUUUAUCUAUUGUAAAGUACUCGUUAAUUCAGUUGUUUCUGUAACUGCAAGAGAGUCCUAAUAAACUAUUACUAUUACUAUUAUUACUAUUAUUACUGGCGAUGACUUUCGUCCUGAUCUACUACUAUUUUGACCAUAAACAAUUGUCUAUAUGUACUCGAACUAACCGUUGUAUAUGAGACUAACCUAAGGAAUAAUAUACAGCGCAAAUACUCAAAAUAUAAAGAGAUGAUCGUAGACGCAAAAGAAAAAAUUCCGGCCAGUAAAGUUCAUUAACCUUUCAAUCAGUGCAAUCGGUGUUUUUGUAAAAGAAUCGUCAGAUUUUAUACAAAUGUUGGAACAUUUUGAACUCAGAUAAGGCCUGUGUUAAGUAUACCAUUAGGAAAAUCCUGAUUAACAUUGCAAUAAGAACGACAUAUUACGUUUUCUGUUGUAGAAACAAGGAUUGGUCGAAUCCAAAUUUGAUGAAUUUCUAGUUAGUCUGUUACUUUUUGUAUCAUAUAAUUAUGACCAUCGGUUAUGUAAAUGUGGUAAUGUAUAGUGUAUCAAGUAGCCAAUUGUAAAUUACCUUUAACAGUGAGAUUUUCAAUUGUAAUGCAUAAAAAAUUCAAUAAAGUUUUCAUUAUUAUUAUUAUUAUUAUUAUUAUUAUUAUUAUUAUUAUUAUUAUUAUUAUUAUUAUUAUUAUUAUUAUUAUAAAGAUAAUAAUAAUAAUAAUAAUAAUAAUCAAUAAUAAUAAUAAUAAUAAUAAUAAUAAUAAUAAUAAUAAUAAUAAUAAUAAUAAUAACAAUAAUAAUAAUAAUAAUAAUAAUAAUAAUAAUAAUAAUAAUAAUCUGUCUUUCUUUCUAACAAAUAACAAAUUUGGCCUGAGUAUUUAUCCUCCAUCUGUAAAAUUUAUCCAGUGUCAAACAGUCCUCCGAAAAGCUUUAAAAUCUUCUCCUAAUGAAUCAACUAACGACCUGUGGAGAGCAACCAGUAACCAUACUAAUAUCCAAUAUAACGCUUAUAACUUUACUAAGGAAGUUCUCAAAGAUUUCCGUUCUGGACACGAAAACAAACUCCUAAACCAAUUAACCAGUCAAGGAUCCUUUUUCUGCAGCGUCACGAAGUUCGCUUUUCCUCAGCUUAGCAAGGUGUGGUCCGUCGCCCAAUCAAAGCUCCCGAAAAACAUUUACAACUUUACCAUUCGUUACAUUAACAACUCUCUUCCGACGUGCAAAAACCUAAACAGAUGGGCAAUAUCUUCAAAUUCAGACUGUUCUUUUUGUCUUAGCCCUGAAACAUUACUACACAUAGUAGCUGGAUGUCAGUUUUAUCUCGACCGACUUACGUGGAGACACAAUUCAGUCCUGAACUUUCUUGCUCAUCAGUUACAAACUGUUGACGGUUCUACUCUCUACGCUGAUCUAAAUGGAUUCAAAAGCCCUUCAAUACUUACUGGUGAUACGUAUCGCCCAGAUUUGUUAUUAUCGUGCUCAAAUGGUUCCUUAUAUGUGGUUGAACUCACCACUGGUUAUGAGACAAACCUCAAAAACAACGUAAAACGGAAGAAGGAUAAAUAUAGAGAAUUAUUGAGACAGCUAGGUAAAAAUUUUAACCAAGUUAAAUUUAUAAAUCUCUCCAUCAGCUCUUUAGGUAUUUUUGCAGAAGAAUGUUAUACAGUUUUAGACAUGUUAGAUAGUAUUGGUCUUGACAAAAACCACCAAAUGUACUGCGUUAGGAAAAUGAUGACUAUUGCUAUUAGAACUACAUAUUACAUUUUCUGUUGCCGAAAUAAGGAAUGGGAAAAUCCGGAUUUACUAACAAUUUGACUUAUCUCCUUGUAUAUAUAUAUAUAUAUUGCAUGCACUUUGUUCUGUUAUUUUAGUUUAGUAUAAUUGUGAUUCAAAUAGCCAACCGUAAGUUACCUUUAUGAGAGAGAUUUACGAUUGUAUAUGUAUGUAAAGAAAAACAUUUAAUAAAGUUUCCAUUAUUAUUGUUUUUUAUAAUAAUUAUUUUUUAAAUUAUAUAAUACACACUCUAGAACAUUUUCAUCUAUAUUUUUUAUAUAUAUAUAUAUAUAUAUAUAUAUAUAUAUAUAUAUAAACAAACUCAUUAAUAAUUAAGGAGCAAAACACAAAGAAAAAUCAUAAGAUGUUCUCGGUUUAGACAAAGUUUAUUUUAAAAAUUACUUCGCCAAUGAACUCGUUUAAGAUGAGUCGUUUUUUAAGCCAUUUAAUUAAAGCACUUGUAGUCAUGUUUUAUCACAUAUAAAACACUCCGCUACGCGUCGUGUUUUAUAUGUGAUAAAACACUCCUACGCGUGCUUUAAAUAGUACAUAUAUAUAUAUAUAUAUAUAUAUAUAUAUAUAUAUACAUAUAUAUAUAUAUAUAUAUAUAUAUAUAUAUAUAUAUAUAUAUAUAUAUAUAUAUAUAUAUAUAUAUAUAUAUAUAUAUAUAUAUAUAUAGGUUUGAAAAAUCACGUAAAGGCCGCCAAAUCGCGUUUUCCACAUGGCGAAGUUGUUUGCGUGAAGCGUCUUUGUCGACAUCGCUUUUGCUGACGUGAUGAGCAAUGCUGACAAAGGAUAAAGCAGCUGCGCGCGAACAAAUUUGCCCGAAGGAGAACAGUUUGUGCUUGGUUCUUUCUUGUACAUUGAAGGAUUUUCUCAGCAAUCUCUGUCCUGGGUUUUCCUCUCUCUCGGGAGUGAAACCACUCUACUUUACUAGCUGCACUCCAUGGCGACAACCAAAGCCGCAUUAGUCAGCCUUCGACUCAGUGACGUUUCGCGUAAUUCAGAUCUCAACUGAAGGAAUAGGUGAUUAUUACACCCUAACCUCAUUUUGUAUGAAUUUCGAUUGCAGAGUCAAAAACUGAUUACAGUGCGAAGUUUGCGAACUGUACGAAAAAUCCAGUCAAUCUGAUACAUCGGUGUCACAGUCAUCCUUGCAAACCUCAACAAAGAUACCGUUUCACGCAUAUCGACGCUGUCCGACCGGCAACAUAUCUAGCGUACAAACAGUGCUUGCCUGGCAGUGUAGCGUUAAAAAACAACACGUCUACAAAUCAAAUUACAUUAAUAAAUAAUAAAGUGAAGUUUGUCAACCUUACAAGUGAUAUUUCAUGCAAGGCUAAUGAUGGGAAGAAAGCUGAACCACAACUAUGCCCCCAACACUACAACGCAAAAUACACGAAACCAUACAAUUGCAACGCAAAAUAUCACUCUAAAAAUUGGGAAGCAACGAGGAUCAACGCAAGAUUGAAACCCGCGUGA